Acanthosepion pharaonis is the source of this 807-nucleotide messenger RNA. Lineage: Eukaryota; Metazoa; Mollusca; Cephalopoda; Sepiida; Sepiidae. The record is from the annotation of a GenBank genome assembly.
AUGAAUUUCAUCUAUCUAUCUAUCUAUUCAUGUUCUUUUCCUAUCUAUUUCAAAUUGUUCAUAUCUAUAUCAUUUUCAUCUAUCUAUCUGAAUUCGUUCAUAUCUAUCUAUCUAUCUCAGGCUGUUCAUAUCUAUCUAUCCAUCUAUCUCAAUUUUUUCGCCUGUCUCUCUCUCUCUCUCUCUCUCUCUCUAUCUAUCUAUAUAUAUAUAUAUAUAUAUAAAUUUAUCAUAUCUAUAUCAGUUUCGUCUGUCUCUUUCUAUCUAUCUAUCUAUUUAUCUAUCUAUCUGUCUCAGGCUGUUCAUAUCUAUCUAUCUCUCUAUCUCAAUUUAUUCAUAUCUAUAUCAUUUCGUCUGUCUCUUUCAUCUAUCUAUCUAUUUAUCUAUCUAUCUCAAUUCUAUCUCUCUAUCUCAAUUUAUUCAUAUCUAUAUCAGUAUCAGUUUAAUUGUUUUUCUUCACUUUUUAUACGCAUCACCAUUCAUUCUAUUCUUUUCACAACUAGGCAUCACUUUUCUUCUUUCUUUUUUUUCCGAAGCAUCAAUUUUCUUCUUUCUACUCAUUUUGCAACUCAGCAUCACUUGUUUCUUUCUAUUCUUUUCUCAAUUAGGCAUCAUUUUUUUCGCCCUAUUCUCUUCCGAAAUAGGUAUCAUUUUCUCUUUCUUUUUUUUUCCCAAAUAAGCACCACUUUUUUUCUUUAUAUUCUUUUACAAUUAAACAUCACUUUUCUUUCUAUUCUUUUCUCGAAUAGCCAUCACUUUAUAAUUUCUAUUAUUUUCCCAGCAAGGCAUCAAUUUCCUUUCUAUUUUUAA